Molecule: messenger RNA, 707 nt
Organism: Zychaea mexicana
Lineage: Eukaryota; Fungi; Mucoromycota; Mucoromycetes; Mucorales; Lichtheimiaceae
Product: P-loop containing nucleoside triphosphate hydrolase protein
Exons: 4
Coding region: 196-534 (112 amino acids)
Biological process (GO): mitotic spindle organization; microtubule-based movement
Molecular function (GO): microtubule motor activity; ATP binding; microtubule binding
Source: RefSeq, a predicted model, not a curated record
CUUUCUUGUUGCUUACUUUUUGUUGUAUUCUCUCUUUCUUUUCGUUUAUAGUUUUUAUUUCGUAGUUUGUUGUAAUAUACUUUUUUUCUAUUUUCUUAAAAACGACGUAUCUCCACCAGCUACUACUACUGUUAGUAUUACUACUACAACACACAUCACAUCCAACAAAACUUCCUCAACUAUCUAUACAAGAUCAUGGCAACUGCAGCUGUUAGAGUUGCCUUGCGCGUACGGCCCUUGACACAAAAAGAGACCCUGUGCAACAGCGCCGAGACCAUAUCGUUUAUACAAAACGAACCGCAGAUAUAUAUCGGCAAUGAGCAUUCGUUUACGUACGACCAUGUCUUCGAUACGAAAUCACAUCAGCAACAUAUCUACUCCACGAGUGUACAGCCUCUUGUCGAAAAAUAUGUCGAUGGCUUUAAUGCGACGAUUCUUGCUUACGGCCAAACAGGCUCUGGCAAGACAUAUAGUAUGGGUACAGCCAUCGAUGGCAAUACAGAUUCUGAUGAUAAUCAGGGUACGUCAAAAUGAUAUAGCACAUUCUUUCUACUUUGGACGAAUACAUCCCCUUCCGGCUCCUUCUCUCGUGUUUUUUAUCACACAUAUACCCUCUUACAUAUCCACACCAACACCCCUUUUUCGCCUCUUCAUAUGAAAAACAUUCUAAAACCCUUUGCGCAUUAAAAACAUGUUUUGGACUCCUG